Molecule: messenger RNA, 984 nt
Organism: Coprinopsis cinerea okayama7#130
Lineage: Eukaryota; Fungi; Basidiomycota; Agaricomycetes; Agaricales; Psathyrellaceae
Exons: 3
Coding region: 1-984 (327 amino acids)
Biological process (GO): positive regulation of transcription by RNA polymerase II
Cellular component (GO): RNA polymerase II transcription regulator complex
Molecular function (GO): protein dimerization activity; DNA-binding transcription factor activity
Source: RefSeq, a predicted model, not a curated record
AUGGAUCAACAGCAAGGCCAAGGGCACCACAACAUGGGAGAUGAACAUGGGUCAAUGCCUGGUGGCUAUUUCUACGGUGGACAAGAUGAGCAACAGUAUAAUCUCGCUUACAAUCCGGGGAUGGCCUACAACCCUGCUGUAGCUCAACACGCCCCCCAAACGCGCUCCUUAGACCUGCAUCAGCAGCCAAUUCAGCAAUAUCACAAUCAUAUUCCGUUGCUGCCUGCACAUCAAUACCAGGCAAACGUGUUUCCAGGAUCCUCGCCUCAUGGCGCCCUGCCCGUUACCGGCACCCCUCCGCCACCCUCCCCAGACCUUAAUAUGUAUGACCACCCUCUGUCUCCUCCUGUCUCCGGAUCAGAAACAUCAGCAGACGGUCUAUACCACCACUCGAAUAGUAGUGGUGCCAACUCUCCCGUUUCUUCACGAGCGAACAGCCUAGUCCAUCGUACCGCGCGUUAUAACCCCACUCCAUCGCCCACAAGCUCGGCAGGUCGCAGGCGCGGUCGAUCCCACGAUUCAGACGAGGAAGACAACAUGGGUGUAGCAUUCGUUGAAAACCUUGCUCAUUCGCGAAAGGAAGCCACGAGACGACAGAGGAUAGAAGCCGAACAGCGUCGCAGAGACGAAUUGCGCGACGGCUACGCGAGACUGAAGGAGGUUCUCCCCAUCUCCAAUCAGAAAAGCAGCAAAGUUUCUUUGCUGGAGCGAGCCACGAACCAUAUUAUCGCCCUAGAAAAGGCCAACAAGGAAUUGGAGGACCGCAUAGCCGCAUUGGAAGCCGAAAUGCAACGGCUUCGUGGUGUCAACGAGAAGAUCUCGCUCUCUGCCAACAACACCCCUUCGCCUGCGCAUCCCAACACCAGACCCCUUUCUCCUCCACCGGAGGGUCAGCCCGUAGCGGGUCACUCCCUUACCUCUGUCAAAGGCCAGCAACCACCUUCGGAGCACUCGAGUCCAUCAGCCUCGGAAAACGGAUACUGA